UUUGUUCUUCCAUUUGUGUCCAUUGUUCAGGAAAAGGUUAAAUCUUUGACUCAAUUUGCUGUUGAGCUUGGCUUCUUAGUGGAGGAGUAUGCUGCUAGUCGAGGGAAAAUUCCACCCCGCAGCAGACGCAAAAAGAAGUCUGUGUACAUUGCAACAAUAGAAAAGGCAAAUGCCCUGGUUAACAGCCUCAUUGGAGAAAGCAGAAUUUCAACAUUGGGUCUAGUGGUAGUUGAUGAGCUACAUAUGUUGGGUGAAACAGUAAGGGGGGCCACCUUAGAGAUGUGUUUGGCCAAGCUCAUGUUUGUUUCUUCCACCACCCAGAUAAUUGGAAUGAGUGCUACUUUAAGCAACAUUGCAGACUUGAAGGCAUUUUUAAAGGCUGAGGUGUAUUCAAAUGAUUUUAGACCAGUCGAGCUGAAGGAGUUUGUGAAAGUGGGCCAUGACAUUUACAAGGUCCCUAAACCUUCAGAUCCUGAGGACGAAGCUGGUAAAGUUUUCAGGAGGAUUAAUAACAAACAGGGCCAAAAGAAAGAAACCCUGAAGCGAGAUCCAGAUCAGUUGUUAGCCCUGGUUUUGGAGGUUGUUCCUGAUCACUCCUGUCUGGUUUUUUGUUCCACUAAGAAGAACUGUGAAAACUUGGCAUUACUGCUCAUAAAGUUAAUGCCCAGGGAAUUACGCCAAGUGAAAGCCAUGGAGAGGCAGCAGCUGAUGAGGGCUCUGUACAAUGAAGCGUGUGGUCUGUGUCCUGUGUUAAGACAGACCAUUCCUUUCGGCAUUGCAUACCAUCACAGUGGACUGACGAUGGACGAGCGGAAACUAAUUGAAGAUGGUUACAGUCAGGGUGUGCUAUGCCUUCUGACAUGUACCUCUACUUUGGCAGCAGGUGUUAACCUGCCGGCAAAGAGGUUUGUAGUCUGUUUGGAAAGGGGUGUGUGUGUGUGUGUGAGUCAGGGGAAAUUGACAUUUUGAAGAAAAGUCACGGAAAAU
This is a messenger RNA of Orbicella faveolata, 987 nucleotides long. RefSeq names its product helicase POLQ-like. The record is from RefSeq and is a predicted model, not a curated record. NCBI's taxonomy places the organism in Eukaryota, Metazoa, Cnidaria, Anthozoa, Scleractinia, Merulinidae. Gene Ontology annotation, molecular function: nucleic acid binding; ATP binding.